Messenger RNA from Loxodonta africana (African savanna elephant), 1019 nucleotides. It is a transcript of the gene IFITM10, whose product is annotated as interferon induced transmembrane protein 10. Gene Ontology annotation, cellular component: plasma membrane. The transcript is spliced from 2 exons. Bases 111 to 503 code for a protein of 130 amino acids. NCBI's taxonomy places the organism in Eukaryota, Metazoa, Chordata, Mammalia, Proboscidea, Elephantidae. The record is from RefSeq and is a predicted model, not a curated record.
UCCCGAGGCCCCCGGCUGGGUCUCCCAAAGGCUGCUUCGCCUGCGUGUCCAAGCCCCCGGCCCUGCAGGCUCCCGCCGCCCCGGCCCCUGAGCCCUUGGCCUCGCCCCCCAUGGCGCCCACCCUGUUCCCCAUGGAGUCCAAGAGCAGCAAGACAGACAGCGUGCGGGCCACGGGCGCCCCCCAGGCCUGCAAGCACUUGGCUGAGAAGAAGACCAUGACGAACCCCACAACUGUCAUCGAGAUCUACCCCGACACCACGGAGGUGAACGACUACUACCUGUGGUCCAUCUUCAACUUCGUCUACCUCAACUUCUGCUGCCUGGGCUUCAUCGCCCUGGCCUACUCCCUCAAAGUUCGGGACAAGAAGCUUCUCAACGACCUGAAUGGGGCUGUGGAGGACGCCAAGACCGCCCGGCUGUUCAACAUCACCAGCUCCGCCCUGGCCGCCUCCUGCAUCAUCCUUGUCUUCAUCUUCCUGCGGUACCCGCUCACCGACUACUGAGGCCCUGGGAGCACCGCUGGCCGUGGAGACGGAGCCCUGAGAGAUGAUGGUUUUCAGGGCCCAGGAGGCACAGGAUACAGCGAGGCUGGGACUGAGCAGGCGUCUCUCUGGGGCCAACCCAAGGUUGUGAAGCAGACAGAGAGGCCAUCAGAAGCUAAGCCCAACGAGGGGGCAGUGAGUGUUCCCCCGCCUGCCCUCUCUGCCCCUGGCCCUCUGCCCCUGCCUGUUCCUGGGUUCCUAGUUCUGUCCCUUGUCCUUGGGCCUGUUCUUGUGCUGCCCCCCGACCCCGGCUUCCAAUGGCUGCCCCUGCCCCCAUCCCCCUUCUCAGGCCCCCAGGGCCCCCAAACCCCUGACACCCAGUAAGAAGGGCUUAUGUGGGAGAUUCCCAGUAUGGGGGGCUGCCAGCGUCUGGGGACUCGGUGUGUCCCCCCCACCCCUCCCGUCUCCUCCCAAGCUGUGAUCUUGCUCAGAGCCCUUGUAUCUGUGAACUUUCAAUAAACUUCCUGCCCAGCUCCA